CCUACACCUCCGGAGAUGCGUCAGACGUGUAUGGCUUUCUAGUUUGAGAGAAGCUCACCAGGAAACUUUACAUUCUGUCCACCAGGAAACCUUACAUUCUCUCCACCAGGAAACUUUACAUUCUGACCACCAGGAAACUCUAAAUUCUGACCACCGGGAAACUAUACAUUCUGACCACACAGGGAACUAUACAUUCUGAUCUAUUCUGAUAAAAAUAAGACGUCUGUGCAAAACGUGAACUGAAGACCACCAUCUGAAAAUCUGUAUGGCAUUAGCUGCUGUUGCAACUAUGAAAUGUGAAUUCUGCUCAAAGUUUUGUAGUAGUAAAUCUAAAUUAGAAAGACACACGCGCUUCCAUACUGGAGAGAGACCGUUCAAAUGUGGAAUGUGUUUCAAGGAUUUCUCUUCCAAGAGUAACAUUAAAACACACAUCAGUAUUCACACUGGUGAAAAACAAUUUGGAUGUGAUAUCUGUAAAAAAUCCUUUGCUCUCAGUUUCAGGUUAAAGCGACAUUUGUUGAUUCAUACUGGUGAGAAACAUCUUAAAUGCGAUGUGUGCACCAAAUGUUUUGCAACGACUACAGAAUUAAAACGGCAUAUAUUGAUUCAUACUGGUGAGAAACCUUUCAAAUGUGCUAUUUGCACAAAAGGAUUUACAAGCACUACAGAAUUAAGACGUCAUAUAUUCAUUCAUACUGGUGAGAAACCUUUCAAAUGUGAUAGGUGCACAAAAGGAUUUACAAGCACCAGAGACUUGAAACAUCAUAUAUUGAUUCAUACUGGUGAGAAACCUUUCAAAUGUCAUAUAUGCCCCAAAUGUUUUACAACAACUACAGACUUGAAGCGCCAUAUAUUGAUUCACACUGGUGAGAAACCUUUCAAAUGUGAUAUGUGCACAAAAUGUUUUACACAAAGCUCCAGUUUGAAAAUUCACAAAAUGCUUCAUACUGGUGAGAAACCUUUUAAAUGUGAUAUGUGCACAAAAUGUUUUAAACAGAUUUCCAGUUUAAAACUUCAUAAAAUGCUUCAUUAUGGUGAUAAACCUGUCAAAUGUGAUAUGUGCACCAAAUGUUUUACAACAACUACAGACUUGAAACGCCAUAUUGUGAUUCAUACUGGUGAGAAACCUUUCAAAUGUGAUAUGUGCACAAAAUGUUUUACACGGAGUUCCUGUUUGAAAAGACAUAAAAUGCUUCAUAAUGAUAAAAAGCUAUUCAAAUGUGAUUUGUGCACAAAAUGUUUUACACAGAUUUCCUGUUUGAAAGAUCAUAAAAUGAUUCAUUAUAGUGUGAAACCUUUCAUUUGUGAAGUGUGUGCAAAAUGUUUUACAACCAAUACAGACUUAAAACGCCAUAUAUUGAUUCAUACUGGUGAGAAACCAUUCAAGUGUGAAAUUUGCUCAAAAUGUUUUACACAGAAUUCCACCUUGAAACUACAUAAAAUGCUUGUUUGUGGUGAGAAAACUUUUCAGAUGUGAUUUGUGGACAAAAUGUGACCAAUUGAAAGACCAUAAAAUGUUUCAAUAUGGUAAGGAACAUUUCAAAUCAAUGAUCUACUGACAAUGAUCUGUCCCGAGUGAAUGAAUGUUGUAGACAUGGGCCUUUGGUGAACGUCAAGCUCUGGCUUCAGCGUAGAACCAAUCAAAUGUCAUCAUUUUAUAGUUGACCAAUCAGUGUCUGUAUAAGCAAUCUGCACACCAUGUAAUUAUCGAAAGAAAAUAUUAUCCCAGAUAUUUUGGGCCAUAUUCUAAUUGGAAAAACAAAAAAUCCUCAUUUCGCAUUGAACCAGACAUCACAAUAACUAGUAGUCCCGCAAAUAGAGCCAUUUAAAAAAGGCUUAGUUUUUGAGUAGGUAGUCACGGAAAGGUAACAUCUGUCCUCAUGGCUGUUCACAACUUUACUUAAUAACCGUUUAUUUAUUGAGGAAAAUAAUACCAUUAGUGAGGCCCAAACCACGUUCCGUAAAGGCUAUUCAACUACAGACCAUAUUUUUACAUUACAUCACUUAAUAGAUAUCUUGAAAAAAAGGAAAAAGAAAAUUAUAUUGUGCUUUUGUAGAUUUUGAGAAAGCAUUCGAUACGGUACCUAGAAUAUAACUUUGGCAUAAACUACUACAGCAUUAGAAUUAUCCAUCAAAUGUAUCAAGGUCUUAAAUCAAUUAUUGUCCUAAAUAAUUAGCAGUCUACUUUAUUCCCAUGUAACAAUGGUAUCCGUCAAGGUGAAAAUGUAUCCCCUAUUCUUUUCUCCCUGUAUUUGAAUGAUUUAGAAGAUUAUUUAUCUAGCCAUGGAUGUGAAGGGGUUUCCCCUACAACAGACAACCAAGAUCACCCAGUAGAUAUUGCUUUACACAUACUUUGCUUGUUAUAUGCAGACUAUACUGCCCUAUUAUCAACCUCUGCAGCAGACCUGCAACACAUCUUAAAUAUGUUUGAUCAAUAUUGCAAUAAAUGGAAACUUAAAAUAAACGGUAACAAAAUGAAAAUAUUGAUUUUUAACGGUAACACUAGAGACUAUAAACAUAAUUUUAAGAUUGGGAAAAUACAUUAGAAAAUGUGAAAGAAUACAAAUACUUAGGAAUUACUUUUACAAAAUUAAACAACUUUCGAGUUACUAAGAAUAGACUUAAACAGGCUACCAGGUCCAUGUACGUUGUACUAUCACAAUCAAAGGACAACUAUCUAUCAACCGAAUGUAAACUUAAAAUGUUUGACUCAGUGGUUCUGCCAGUUUUAUUAUAUGGAUGCGAAAUAUGGGGAUAUGAAAAAGUUGAUAUAUUUAAUUCUGUACAAAUAAACUUUCUAAGACGCAUCAUCAUACCUGUUAAGAAUGCAACACCAAUAUUUAUGCUUUAUGGAGAGUUAGGGAGAACGCCUGUCGAGUUAACUAUAUAUAGAAGAAUGGUAUGUUACUGGGCGCGACUGAUAUCAGGAAAACAAUCAAAAUUGUCUACUCUUUUAUACAAAAUUAUGUUAAAUGACCACCUUUCUAACGGAACUAACUAUAACUGGAUUAAUAUUGUUAAAAACAUGAAUGACUUAGGAAUGGGUGAUCUAAAUAAGACAAUCUUUCAUAUCAGUAAAUUGUCUCUCGCAACAAAUUAAACAAAGACAAUGAGAUCAGUAUUUACAAACAUUGAAAAAUAACAUAUCGCUGUCAUCGAGAGGCAACACUUACCGUUUAUACAAAGAACAACAAUUUUUCGAAAACUAUAUCAAUAAACUACCAGAAAAACUGGACAACACUUAAAAUUUAGAACGUCUAACCAUUAUCUACCCGUUGUAAUUGGACGUUGGAAUAACAUACUCAUAGAAGAUAGAAUUUGCACAUUAUGUAAUGUAAUGGACAUUGGCGACGAGUUCCAUUAUCUUUUUAUUUGCCAUUUUUUCCAUAAUUCAAGAGUCCAGUUGCUACA
Gigantopelta aegis is the source of this 3411-nucleotide messenger RNA. RefSeq names its product zinc finger protein 708-like. Bases 266 to 1477 code for a protein of 403 amino acids. NCBI's taxonomy places the organism in Eukaryota, Metazoa, Mollusca, Gastropoda, Neomphalida, Peltospiridae. The record is from RefSeq and is a predicted model, not a curated record. The transcript has a single exon. Gene Ontology annotation, biological process: regulation of transcription by RNA polymerase II. Gene Ontology annotation, molecular function: RNA polymerase II cis-regulatory region sequence-specific DNA binding; DNA-binding transcription factor activity, RNA polymerase II-specific.